AUUAACUUUUCAUAUUUUGGAAAAACCCAUAACAAAAUAUUCUUAAUUACAUUUUAAGAAAAUUCCUAUUUUUAAUGAUAUGUAGAGUCCUGCCCUAAAAUUUCCUCCAAAAUUAAUCCAUUUUUCUUUUUCUAUCUCCCCAUUUUCGCGCCAUCUGUCGGUGUGCGCAGUGCGCACUGCUGAACACGUAUAUAAGGGUUUUCCUUCCCCAAACCACCUCACUUCAUUUAGAGCUGCGCUCGCUCUCUCUGAACCAUGUCGGAGGGUCAUCUCUUCAACAAUAUCUCUCUCGGCGGUCGCGGUGGAACGAAUCCAGGGCAGUUGAGGGUUCAUCCAGGAGGGAUAUUAUGGAAAAAGCAAGGAGGUGGAAAGGCUGUUGAGGUUGACAAAUCUGAUAUUGUCGGGGUGACCUGGAUGAAAGUCCCAAGAACUAAUCAGCUUGGUGUUCGAGUUAAAGAUGGGUUAUACUACAAAUUCACUGGUUUCCGUGAGCAGGAUGUCACUAAUUUGACCAAUUUUUUCCAACAUUCUUGUGGAUUAAACCCAGAAGAGAAGCAGCUUUCUGUGAGUGGCCGCAACUGGGGAGAAGUUGAUUUAAAUGGCAAUAUGCUGACUUUUCUGGUUGGUUCGAAGCAAGCAUUUGAAGUAUCUUUAGCAGAUGUUUCACAGACACAGAUGCAAGGGAAAAAUGAUGUCAUUUUGGAGUUCCACGUGGAUGAUACAACUGGGGCUAAUGAGAAAGAUUCAUUGAUGGAGAUAAGCUUUCACAUACCAAAUUCCAAUACCCAAUUUGUUGGUGAUGAAAAUCGUCCUCCAGCUCAAGUAUUCCGUGAUAAAAUUAUGUCAAUGGCGGAUGUUGGUGCUGGAGGUGAAGAAGCAGUUGUUACAUUUGAGGGGAUUGCGAUUCUUACACCAAGGGGACGGUACAGUGUGGAACUGCAUUUGUCAUUCCUACGCCUGCAGGGUCAGGCUAACGAUUUUAAAAUUCAAUACAGCAGUGUCGUUCGCCUUUUCUUACUACCUAAGUCUAACCAGCCACAUACCUUUGUUGUUGUGACACUGGAUCCACCAAUCCGUAAAGGGCAGACUUUGUAUCCACAUAUUGUGAUGCAGUUUGAAACAGACUAUGUGGUUCAAAGUGAAUUGUCAUUAAGUGAAGAACUUUUGAAUAGCAAGUACAAGGACAAGUUGGAGCCUUCAUAUAAGGGACUCAUUCAUGAAGUCUUCACCUUGAUAUUGCGUGGCUUAUCUGGUGCCAAGGUCACAAAACCAGGGAAAUUCCGGAGCUGUCAGGAUGGUUAUGCAGUGAAGUCAUCAUUGAAAGCUGAAGAUGGUGUUUUGUAUCCACUAGAAAAGAGCUUCUUCUUUUUACCCAAGCCUCCUACCCUUAUUCUUCAUGAGGAGAUUGACUAUGUUGAGUUUGAGAGGCAUGCUGCUGGAGGCUCAAAUAUGCAUUACUUUGAUCUUCUUAUAAGACUAAAGACUGAACAAGAACAUCUCUUCCGGAAUAUUCAGAGGAAUGAAUACCAUAAUCUUUUUGACUUUAUCAGUGGGAAAGGCUUGAAAAUUAUGAAUCUUGGAGAUGUCCAAACCGCAGAUGGUGUUGCUGCUGUUCUUCAGAAUGAUGAUGAUGAUGCUGUUGACCCACAUCUUGAGCGGAUUAAGAAUGAAGCUGGUGGAGAUGAGAGUGAUGAAGAGGAUGAAGAUUUUGUUCUUGACAAGGACGACGGAGGCUCUCCUACUGAUGAUUCUGGGGAAGAGGAAUCUGAUGCUAGUGAAAGUGGAGGCGAGAAAGAAAAGCCUUCCAAAAAGGAAUCCAAGAAAGAGCCUUCUGUUUCUAAGGCAUCUUCGUCUAAGAAGAAACCCAAAGAUGGAGAUGAAGAUGGUUCAAAGAAGAGAAAACAGAAGAAGAAAAAGGAUCCAAAUGCGCCAAAGAGGGCUAUGUCUGGUUUCAUGUUCUUUUCACAAACUGAAAGGGAGAAUAUAAAGAAAAGUACUCCUGGAAUUGCAUUCACUGAGGUGGGGAGAGUUCUUGGUGAUAAGUGGAAAAAGAUGACAGCGGAGGAGAAAGAACCCUACGAAGCGAAAGCUCAAGCAGAUAAGAAACGAUACAGGGAUGAAAUUAGCGGCUACAAGAGCAACCCACAACCCAUGAACGUAGACUCCGGGAAUGAAUCCGACAGUGAAUAGUUUCACAAGUAGUAUGAAGUUUCCCAUCAGUUAUUGUUGCAUUAACAUUAUAAAUGAUAUAAUUUUUUAGGAUAUAUAUAUAUAUAUAUAUAUAUAUAUAUAUAUAGUAAUGACUUAUAAUGCAAUGCAUCUAUUUUUGAUA
This is a messenger RNA of Vitis vinifera (wine grape), 2332 nucleotides long. Its product is annotated as FACT complex subunit SSRP1. The transcript has 16 exons. The record is from RefSeq and is a predicted model, not a curated record. Gene Ontology annotation, molecular function: nucleosome binding; histone binding; DNA binding. The coding region runs from base 256 to 2190 and encodes 644 amino acids. Lineage: Eukaryota; Viridiplantae; Streptophyta; Magnoliopsida; Vitales; Vitaceae. Gene Ontology annotation, cellular component: nucleus; FACT complex.